CUUAUCAUAUUUUAUAUUUUCUUUAUAAAAAUAUUAAAAGAUAACAUAACCUUGUAAAGAAACUAAUGUUAUAUUGAAACGAUCCUGUUAGAUUGAUUGCUCAUGUGCGUUUUGUAUAUAACUGCAAUAACUUGGAUAAAUUGAUGGUUAAGUCAUGGCUGCAUUAAUGAAAAAGAGAGUAUUAGCUGAGUUCACUCAGAGUCAAACAAUAACCGAGCCACCUACAAAACGACUCAAAACACUCAAGCUCUUGGCUUCUAAUUCAGGAAAAAAUGGUUCCACUAACAAAGGAGGCUCAGCAUUAGCAUAUGUUGAAUGCUUAGAAAAAUGUAAAGGUGGCAAUGAUGCUCUACAAUUGUUGGUUCGCAUAUCAGAUACCAUUGGUCAAAUGGCUUUGGAAGAUAUCCCAACAGUAGUUAAGAAGUUGGCUGAAAGAUUUGCGAUUGAACAAGAGGCAGCAGUCAGAGCUAAAAUUCUUUGGAUCUUUGCUGAACUAGGUGAAAUAGCUCCUGAUUCUAUGGAAAAAACAAAAAUUGUUAAUGAAACAGCAAAUCUUUUGAAAAAUGAAGAGUCACAUAGAGUAAAAAGUCAAGGACUUGCAAGUCUUUUAAAAUUGGGAGAUUAUAACAGGACUCUAGUUUUAAAAAUUGCUAGAGAUCAUUUAUCAGAUACGUGGCAUGGUGUACAAACAAGGUGUUUAUCAAUAAUAGGCCGUUAUUUAUCUGCAAGUGCAGCUGAUGAUAAUCUAGUUUUAGUAAAUAAUUACUCCAAGUCUCAAGACCCCAGAGUUCGAGCUCAAGCAUUUGAAACGAUGGCUGAACUUCACACUCACAGAGGUUGUAGACUCCCAGCAAAUUUUUUCCAAGAAGCUUGUCAAUGUUUGCGAGAUGACUAUGAAAUAGUCAGACGGGCUGUAUUAAAAUUAAUCUGGUUAUUAGGAAAUGAAUAUCCAGAAAAUAUAAUAUCAGGAGGUCGUGAAUUUGGUGAAGAUAUGCGGAUGGUAGAUAGUGCCUUUUGUAAACUUUGUAGUCUUAUGGGAGAUCUUUCUCCUCGAGUAAGAGCCUCAGCCAUGUCUUUACUUGGUUCAUUAAAAAAUGUAUCUCGCAGGCAUAUAGAACAAGCAUUAGAUAAAAAGCAAAUAAGAGUUGAGGAUGAAGGACCAGGAGUUGAAGAAAGACCAGGCAUUAAUACAUGUGGAGCAUUUAUACAUGGAUUAGAAGACGAAUUUUUAGAAAUAAGAACGGCAGCGGUAGAGUCCUUGUGUGCAUUAUCUCUAGAAAGACCUUCAAUAGCUCAUAUUUCAUUGGAAUUUAUGGUGGAUAUGUUUAACGACGAAAUCCAAGACGUUCGCUUGAGGGCUAUUGAAUCUUUAAGAAAAAUGUCAGCACAUGUGACUUUGAGUGAAGAUCAACUAGAAACCAUUUUGGGAGCUCUUGAAGAUUUUUCUGGAGAAGUACGAGAAGGACUUCAUGCUACACUUGGUGCUAGUCGUUUAGCGACCAAAAUUUGCUUGCACAUGUGCGUCACUCGGUUACUCGAUAAUUUGAAUCGUUAUCCACAAGAUCAAGAUAGUAUUUACAAGUGUUUAGCUUCUAUGGGUGCAUCUCAUCCAUACUUAACAUUACCACUUGUGCCUCAAUUACUGGGACAGCAUCCAUUCUUUGAUACGCCAGAGCCAAAUGUUACUUUGUUAGCAUAUGCAAGUGUACUUGUUUUGAUAUUCAAUGCAGCAGCUCAUUGUCCAAGUAUGCAUGCUCUUUUUACAAACCACACAGUAAAACAUUAUCACUAUCUACGAGAUACAAUGCCACAUCUAGUACCUCGGUUGAAGCCAGCAAUAGUGAUUAGUAGUACCGGUAAAUCUGAUGACAAAUUCAAAGAUGAAGAAGUUGAAGAUGAAAAUGCAAGAAAAUUUUUGGAUAAAAUAGUUCAGUCCGCCGAACAAGCGAGACCUGGCGGCAGAGUUUAUACACAACUUUUGGAGGCUGCUGCUGUAGAUUUAGAUAGACUGGCUGAAAUGGAUUUACGAAUGGAAGGUGUUGCAAGAUUUUCUGCAUUGUAUAUACGUUGUAUACUUUUAUUAAAGUCAAUCACGAGAGAAUUGACGGUUUCUCCCAAUGCUAAUAACUCAAAUUCGGGAUCGACUAUAACAUCGAGGAUCAACUUAUUGCACAGAAAUGCUCAAAAGCUGCUCCGACUAUUUAUUGGACUUGGAGAAUAUGAUACAGCAUUAGCCACAGACGUUUGGCUAAAAGCUUUAGCUUUGGAUUUAGUUCGUGCUGCCAAUAAUGAACCUACUAAUGCUUUGACAUUGGCACGAUAUUUUCUUAACGAGACUGAUUCUUUACCAGAAGAUGCUACGAAACUGCCACCAUUUUCAAAGGCUUUAGUGCUUCAGUUGCCUGCGCUUGGCGAAGCAAAACCGGUAACUCUAGUGAAACUGCUUUUGCCUUUACUCGUGAAUCCACCAUUGAAAGGAGAAGAAAAGCUCCCAAGGCCACCACAAUCUACUAAGUUCUGUCGAGCUAUAAUUGAAGAUCCGGUUAGUGAUUCUGACAAUCUAUACAAAUUCACUGGUGGACUAAUCUUGGGUAUACCCCUAACAGCAAAGAUACUAAAUCUUCGAGAUCCAGAUGCCGUUAGGAUUAAAUUACGGCAUCCCGAUCAAAAAGUGCAGCUUUUGCUACCGCGCAAGUCCGAUUUGAAACUUCAAAAUAACGAUAUCAAUAACACGAAUGACUACAGGUUAAGGACUACAGUUUUAUUGUCUCAUCAAGUGUGGAUGGAAGCCUGCUCUGUAGAUAUAUCUAUAGCGUUGCUCGUACCUUCGGCUAUGCCUUGUUCACAUCCUCCAUUAGACGAUCCUUGCGUAAUAGAUUUAUGCAAACCUACAAAGAUCGCUAUUGUUCCCAAACCAGUCAAAAGAGGAAUUUAAUGAAAUUUAUUCA
Molecule: messenger RNA, 2948 nt
Organism: Phymastichus coffea
Lineage: Eukaryota; Metazoa; Arthropoda; Insecta; Hymenoptera; Eulophidae
Gene: IntS4
Product: integrator complex subunit 4
Exons: 9
Coding region: 155-2935 (926 amino acids)
Biological process (GO): snRNA processing
Cellular component (GO): integrator complex
Source: RefSeq, a predicted model, not a curated record